ACUGUUAUUAGUUUUUUCUCGAGACAGUGGUUAUUCAUUGUGAUAUUCAGUUUUUACGUAGUUUCUAGUGUUGAGUUCUGUUUUUAAUAUAGAGCACAGUAAACAGUUCUUAAAAGCGAUAUAUAGAUUAAGUUAAUUUCCAAAUUCAAUUUUACUUGAUAGAUAUCAAAAUGCAGAUUUUUGUAAAAACGCUUACUGGAAAGACCAUAACUUUGGAAGUCGAACCUUCGGAUACUAUUGAAAAUGUUAAAGCCAAAAUUCAAGACAAAGAGGGAAUCCCACCAGAUCAGCAACGAUUGAUCUUUGCAGGAAAACAAUUGGAGGAUGGACGUACUCUUUCCGAUUACAACAUUCAAAAAGAGUCUACUCUCCAUCUUGUUUUGCGUCUUCGCGGAGGUAUGCAGAUCUUUGUUAAAACCCUUACGGGUAAAACUAUAACGUUAGAGGUAGAGCCUUCUGAUACUAUUGAAAACGUGAAGGCUAAAAUCCAAGACAAGGAAGGCAUCCCCCCAGAUCAACAACGUUUGAUUUUCGCUGGUAAACAAUUAGAAGAUGGUCGUACUCUCUCCGACUACAACAUCCAGAAGGAAUCUACACUCCAUCUCGUACUACGAUUGCGUGGUGGUAUGCAGAUCUUCGUCAAGACCUUGACUGGCAAAACCAUCACCCUAGAAGUCGAACCUUCAGACACAAUUGAGAAUGUAAAAGCGAAAAUCCAAGACAAAGAAGGUAUCCCUCCCGACCAACAGCGUCUGAUCUUUGCUGGUAAGCAGCUGGAAGACGGCCGUACACUUUCUGACUACAACAUCCAGAAGGAAUCGACACUCCAUCUCGUACUACGUCUGCGUGGUGGUAUGCAGAUCUUCGUCAAGACCUUGACUGGCAAAACCAUCACACUAGAAGUCGAACCUUCCGACACAAUUGAGAAUGUAAAGGCGAAAAUCCAAGACAAGGAAGGCAUCCCUCCAGACCAACAGCGUCUGAUCUUUGCUGGUAAGCAGCUGGAAGACGGCCGUACACUUUCUGACUACAACAUCCAGAAGGAAUCGACACUCCAUCUCGUACUACGAUUGCGUGGUGGUAUGCAGAUCUUCGUCAAGACCUUGACUGGCAAAACCAUCACCCUGGAAGUCGAACCCUCCGACACCAUAGAGAAUGUAAAGGCAAAAAUCCAAGACAAGGAAGGCAUCCCUCCAGACCAACAGCGUCUGAUCUUUGCUGGUAAGCAGCUGGAAGACGGCCGUACACUUUCUGACUACAACAUCCAGAAGGAAUCGACACUCCAUCUCGUACUACGAUUGCGUGGUGGUAUGCAGAUCUUCGUCAAGACCUUGACUGGAAAAACCAUCACACUAGAAGUCGAACCUUCAGACACAAUUGAGAAUGUAAAGGCGAAAAUCCAAGACAAGGAAGGCAUCCCUCCAGACCAACAGCGUCUGAUCUUUGCUGGUAAGCAGCUGGAAGACGGCCGUACACUUUCUGACUACAACAUCCAGAAGGAAUCGACACUCCAUCUCGUACUACGAUUGCGUGGUGGUAUGCAGAUCUUCGUCAAGACCUUGACUGGCAAAACCAUCACACUAGAAGUCGAACCUUCGGACACAAUUGAGAAUGUAAAGGCGAAAAUCCAAGACAAGGAAGGCAUCCCUCCCGACCAACAGCGUCUGAUCUUUGCCGGUAAGCAGCUGGAAGACGGCCGUACACUUUCUGACUACAACAUCCAGAAGGAAUCGACACUCCAUCUCGUACUACGAUUGCGUGGUGGUAUGCAGAUCUUCGUCAAGACCUUGACUGGCAAAACCAUCACACUAGAAGUCGAACCUUCGGACACAAUUGAGAAUGUAAAGGCGAAAAUCCAAGACAAGGAAGGCAUCCCUCCCGACCAACAGCGUCUGAUCUUUGCCGGUAAGCAGCUGGAAGACGGCCGUACACUUUCUGACUACAACAUCCAGAAGGAAUCGACACUCCAUCUCGUACUACGAUUGCGUGGUGGUAUGCAGAUCUUCGUCAAGACCUUGACUGGCAAAACCAUCACCCUGGAAGUCGAACCCUCCGACACCAUAGAGAAUGUAAAGGCGAAAAUCCAAGACAAGGAAGGCAUCCCUCCAGACCAACAGCGUCUGAUCUUUGCUGGUAAGCAGCUGGAAGACGGCCGUACACUUUCUGACUACAACAUCCAGAAGGAAUCGACACUCCAUCUCGUACUACGAUUGCGUGGUGGUAUGCAGAUCUUCGUCAAGACCUUGACUGGCAAAACCAUCACCCUGGAAGUCGAACCCUCCGACACCAUAGAGAAUGUAAAGGCGAAAAUCCAAGACAAGGAAGGCAUCCCUCCAGACCAACAGCGUCUGAUCUUUGCUGGUAAGCAGCUGGAAGACGGCCGUACACUUUCUGACUACAACAUCCAGAAGGAAUCGACACUCCAUCUCGUACUACGAUUGCGUGGUGGUAUGCAGAUCUUCGUCAAGACCUUGACUGGCAAAACCAUCACCCUAGAAGUCGAACCCUCCGACACCAUAGAGAAUGUAAAGGCAAAAAUCCAAGACAAGGAAGGCAUCCCUCCAGACCAACAGCGUCUGAUCUUUGCUGGUAAGCAGCUGGAAGACGGCCGUACACUUUCUGACUACAACAUCCAGAAGGAGUCUACCUUGCAUUUAGUUCUCCGUCUCAGAGGCGGUAUUUGAAUAAUAAUUUAUUCAAUUAAUAUCCUUUGCAGUAUUAAUAUUCAAUCAAUUAUUCAGAUUCAUGUAACCAUUCCAAUUUCGACAUGCAAUAAACGAUUUCCUUCUGAACGA
Danaus plexippus (monarch butterfly) is the source of this 2795-nucleotide messenger RNA. RefSeq names its product polyubiquitin-C. Gene Ontology annotation, molecular function: ubiquitin protein ligase binding; protein tag activity. Bases 171 to 2684 code for a protein of 837 amino acids. The transcript has 2 exons. Gene Ontology annotation, cellular component: cytoplasm; nucleus. Gene Ontology annotation, biological process: protein ubiquitination; modification-dependent protein catabolic process. The record is from RefSeq and is a predicted model, not a curated record. NCBI's taxonomy places the organism in Eukaryota, Metazoa, Arthropoda, Insecta, Lepidoptera, Nymphalidae.